AUGGACAAUUACACGUCGGACUCAAGUGAUUCGGAUAAUCCAACGAAAACUUUGGAUUUCUCGUAUCUUUCGUUGGACUCGGAUGCUGUGAAGGAACGUUUGGGAUCUAUAAAAGAUCCUGAGAGUGUCGAGACAAUAUUACUACAUCAGAAUCAAUUGAAUCACGCACCGGGUAACAUAACAAAAUUCACCAAUUUACACCUGCUCGACUUGUCGAAUUGUGGACUUUCCGAACUGCCAGAUUUUUUAAGCGAUUGCCCGCUUACCACGUUGGUUGCGAAAAAUAACAACCUGUCCAAUGACUCCUUGCCGAAAACAUUUGAGGCUUUUUCAACACUGAGGGAACUCAACCUGAGUGGCAAUCGAUUGACCGAAUUUCCCGAACAAGUCUUACAACUGACAGCACUCCGAUAUCUCUACCUUGGAGGCAACGGUAUAUCGAGGAUCACAAAAGAUAUAUGGAAAUUGCAACGAUUGCAAAUUCUAUCGAUGGGAGGAAAUAGUUUAACCGAUGUUCCAUCAACGCUCGGUCAACUCACAACUUUGCACGCACUGAUUCUAUGCGAUAACAUGCUCGAGAGUUUACCCGGAUCGAUUGCUAAUUUGAAGAACUUGAAAUCGUUGUUAUUGCACAAAAACAGGCUCAAGACAUUACCUACUGAAAUAAUAACACUAAGCUGCCUUACAGAGUUGUCAUUGCGUGACAAUCCUUUGGUGGUUCGAUUUGUGUCUGACAUGACUCAUGAUCCUCCGUCAUUAUUGGAACUGGCGGCACGUGUUAUUAAAAUUAAUAAUAUUCACUACGGCAAAGAGGAUUUGCCGAAAAAUUUAACCGAUUACCUAAACAGCGGCCAUUGCUGCGUUAAUCCAAAUUGCAAAGGUGUAUUUUUUAACAACAGAAUUGAACACAUCAAGUUCGUCGACUUUUGUGGAAAAUAUCGGGUCCCGUUACUACAAUACUUAUGCAGCAGCAAGUGCAUUGAUCCAAGAUCAAACGAUGAUAACAUAGAUAGCAACGGAGUAAUGAUGCGGAAGGUUCUCUUGGGAUGACGAUUGCCGCUAGAAAACAUGUUUACUGGACUAAAGAACGAACAGUUGGGCGUGAAUACUUCGCCACAGAAAAUAAUUGACAUUUCAAUCAGUGCAAUAGAAUUUGGAACAAUACUUUACCUCGGCCGUAAUGUUUGUAGGAAUCCCAUUGAUCCCCGGGAGUGCAGCAUUAAAGAACUGCAACUCUGCUACACAAAUAUUCACUUGUGGACAACAGUUCUUGGAUCUAUUUAUCGAACCUCUGUAAAAUAGUAGAAUUAUCAACGAUUCUUGCAAUGAUGUAUGUAUAUUUAUGAAAAGAGAUAAGUGAAAAGAUAAGAUCGAUCAUGAAUUUUUUCUUUCAUACAUAUAGACAUACUUUUCAACAAUUUCGAUGUAAACAAUAAAAUUUAAGAUCAUUACCGACGAUGACUCGAAAGUAUAAGAUAAACCUUCAAUGGUAAUUAUUACAUCACUUUAAAGUGAAUGCAUAAUUGUUAACCUUUAUACUGAUUAAGAACUUAACAGCUCCAUUCUACAUGAAAUUCUUAACAAAACCACUCUAAUACAAUUUCCUUAGACGCAAUAAUAAAGAAAUUAGAAUGUAUUGGACUGUUUUUGUUCGGAAUUGCGUGCAGAAUGGGGCCUUUAAGCCCUUAUUCAGGUUUGAGAUACGUGGACCUCGAUAUUCGGAGAUAAAUACGUCAAUAUCGAAAUCGACCAGAACACACCCUCAACUCCUUAUGAUGUUCAAUUCACCUUGUAAAGGUAUAUUUAUGACUCAAUAACACCGAUCGUUGAAAUUAUUAUUGCCACACAGGUAGUGAAUUGUAAAAUGAUGAAUUUUGGUAUUGAAGAAUUUCGUCAACGUUAUUAAUUGCUACCUCAUAAAAAAUACAUCUAGGUAUAGUUGGUAUUCAAAGCAUGAAAAUUGUGAAAUUGAAGAAAUUAUGGUUAAUCAUAGUUAAAAUUGACCGUACAAUAAAAAUCUUGAGCAAUAAACAAAAUACAUUUCUAUACAUAUCUGGCUUUUAAUCAAUGAAGUUGAUAUUAAAUUAUUUUUAUCUACAGUAAGAGUUAGUCCAAGAGUUGUGGAACUACGACUAUUUUUUAUGGGUGCUAUGAGCUUUUCUACAUGUAAAAACGUUAUUGUUUUAUAGUAUUUGCAUUAAAUUCACAGAUGUAUGGCGAUAAGGCAUAGAAUUUCGAUUUUUGACGUACAAAAUCGUUACAACGUGCUAAAAUAUAAUAAGUCUGUGAGGUCGGAAGUUUCAAAUCAAUUCGCAUACUAUAUAAAGUUAUCUUCACAAUUAUUUGCGAAUAACAGAUAAAUCACGGGACUAUUAAUAGGUACCUAUGACAAUAGAAUGUUGUAUACCUAUUAACAUUGAUGUUAAUAUUUUAUUGUUAAAUAAACCACAAAAAAUGUACAGUAAUAAUUAUAUCAUGUUGUGUCUCUAUCGAGACAAUUAAUUUCCGCGUAACACAUUUAAUUGUAUGCUACAGUAUCAUCAGAGUAUCAUGUAAAACUAGAAACAUUGAAAAAAACGGAACGAAAUAAUUAUUUUAUAAUUAUUUAUAUUCAUGUAAUAAUUAAUUAAUUAAUUAAUUAAUUGAUAAUAAUAAUAAUAAUAAUAAUAAGUAAUGGUAAUAAGAAGAAUAGUUACUAAAAUUAUCGUAUAGGUACUUAUAUAUUUCAUAUUUCGCUAUUUGUCGAAGUUUUUAUUUUAAACAUAUUAUAUAGGCUUAUUUUAUAGUAAUUGUUAUUUUAUGCAAUCCUAUGUUAUUAAUUUCUCUAGUAUCAUACAUUCACAAGUAACAUUAAAGAUUUUUUUUCGCGAAUUUUUUAAAUAUCAUUUCUAUAAUAUUUAUUUUUGAAUCUUAAAAGCAAUGAAUAUUGUAAAUAUACAUAAAUAGUGGCGUCGCUCGCGAGAUAACAACAGACAGUAUUGAUAAUAACUGAACCCCUGAACCCAUUACGUUAAUCUUAAACUGUUUUGUUUUGUUGAAAUUUAGUUCUAUUUUUUUUUUUUUUUAUUCGUUUCAGGGCCGCAAUAUUCGAGCAUAGAUCGCAAGGUAUAUCAUAAGCAACAAAUUUCACAAUCACCUGUGAAAAAUCUGCAACUGUGAGAUCAUUUUCGAGCAAUUCUAAGGUCUUACAAGCAUUUUGAAAAACUUCAAAAUAACGGACUUCUGAAGAGGAUGGUAUCGGCGCGGCAUUUGGAACUAAUCGUUCCAAGGCCCUUUCGAAUUCAAAUUUCAGUGAACUCUUUUUAUUCUAUUCGAAGGUCAAUAAAGAAAAUUCGAAAACACUAAAAAGAAAACAUAAGUUAAUUCUAUCUUAGGAUGCGCUUGGCUCUUAGUACGAUUAGAUCACCAACUUUAGAUCCAGCAUACAUUCUGUAACGGGUAACUUUCUCUUUCGGCGUUUGUUUGAAAAUAUCAAAAAGUAUAGGUGAGAAUUGUAUCAUUUAUUAAUAACAACGAAGCUGUACACUUGUCUUCUGUGUUUUUAACGUUAUACGUACGUUGCGCAUGGGUAUAUAUUUCCAUUGUCUACGUAAAUCAGUAUUUAAAAUAAUGAUGAUCGUUUCGAAUUGCACUGCGAGAUAUUUCAUAAUUUAUUACAAUAGAUGCGAAAACCUUCGUUUUCUGGCAUUUUUCACUGAGAUCAGUGCCUCGAAACUACCGUUGUCGCAUAUUUGAAAUCAUU
Molecule: messenger RNA, 3742 nt
Organism: Neodiprion virginianus
Lineage: Eukaryota; Metazoa; Arthropoda; Insecta; Hymenoptera; Diprionidae
Product: leucine-rich repeat-containing protein 58
Exons: 5
Coding region: 1-1050 (349 amino acids)
Molecular function (GO): protein binding
Source: RefSeq, a predicted model, not a curated record